Molecule: messenger RNA, 1715 nt
Organism: Cloeon dipterum
Lineage: Eukaryota; Metazoa; Arthropoda; Insecta; Ephemeroptera; Baetidae
Exons: 10
Coding region: 137-1648 (503 amino acids)
Molecular function (GO): protein binding
Source: RefSeq, a predicted model, not a curated record
CCAAAGCAUCCUGACAAAAAACGGCAGCGACCUGUGAGCGUGUGAGAAAAUCAUCUCCUGGUGCAGGUAGAAAAAAGGCAGGCAGCACGGGCGCAUCUCUGGCGAUUGUUUGUUUGGCUCGCGCUCCGAAACAGAGAUGGGGACGCGCGUGCAGGGCGCCGUCCACUCUGACAAAACGUUAUCAGGAGUGUCCGGUCUGCUAGAGGACCUGCGGCGGCUGCUCGAAGACAAGGAUUCUGCGGACAUCGUCUUCCUGCUUGGCAGAGACGAGAGCCCCGUUUACGCGCACAGACUGCUCUUGGCCGCCAGAUGUACUGCCUUCCAAGGAAUAAAAAGGGGCGAAAUAUGUCGAAUUCCUGGAGCAACGGUGGCCGCGGGCACUGGUGGAGCACCGGCAACGGUCCGCCUGCCUCAUUACUCGGAAUCAAACUUCAAGAUUUUCCUCGUCUACGUCUAUACCGGAAAACUGGUGCUGCAGGACAGUGGCGUCUUCGAGAUGAUGGGUCUGGCGCACGAGCUCGGCCUCGAGGAGCUCAGGGUGAGCUGUGAGGAGCACGUGACCUCCACCCUGGCUGUGGUCAAUGCGUGCACCUUCCUUGCCGCCGCCUUCGAAAUGUACGAACGCUCAGCGCCCCACGGCGGUAGAAGCGCUAAGACCUUUUUGGACAAAUGCAUCUCAUUCAUUGCUGAGAACGCUUUAGACUGUUUCAAGACAAAUAGCUUCCUCUCACUGAGCAAAGACGCCCUCGUCAAGGUCAUAUCUUCAGAUUAUUUGGCAGUUGAGGAGGAAGAGGUUUUCCGCGCAGCUCUAGCGUGGGCCAAACACAAAGCCGGCGUGACACAACCGACGGCGCACUGGGCCGAAGAGGAAAAAGCCCGCGUGUGCCAACACCUCUCCGGAGUAAUCAGCCACGUCAGACUGUUGUUAAUUGACAGCCAAGUAUUUGCCGAGGAGGUGGAGCCGACGGGUGCCGUGCCGAUUGAGCUGUCCCUCGAGCGAUACAGGCUUGCCGCCCUGCCCAAGAAAUACUCGGAGCAGUCAGACGACAAACGCUGCCAGCCCCGCAUGUCAUGCACCCUGUUCCCUGGCUCGCAGAUCCUAAACCUUGCCAGCCCGAAUUCAUUUGGAGAUGACAAAUCAAGCUACCAACGAAUUCUCAACGAGUGGUACGGAAAUCCAAAGCAGCAGUGGCGCCUUGUUUUUAGGGCAUCUGCGCACAACUACUCGGCGCAGGCCUUCCACCGGUUGUGCGAUGGAAUUUCGCCGACCUACACCAUUGUUGCCAGCAAGCAAGGCCACAUAUGUGGCGGCUUCAGUAACGUGCCAUGGGAGAAACCACAAACCAUAAGUUAUUACACGUAUUCGGACAAAGCGUUUCUCUUCACUCUGGCCAACAAGCAAGACAUCCCUCCCUCAAAGUUUCCAGUCGUCAAACGGAUGUUUGCAGUGGUGUAUGUGCCAACUUGCGGACCUGUUUUUGGAGCAGGAGCUGACCUGUCCAUUAGCAACAAUUGCAACCAGAACAGUGAAAGUUACUCGAAUUUGCCGCAUUCAUUUGACGGAGAAGGCGCGAGCUUGAACGUCUUGAUGGGAGGCUACAAUUUCAAGGUGCACGACUACGAAGUCUUUACGCCAACUGGACCGUGAAAUUAAGGAUUUUGUACAAACGGAUUUACUAUUGGAACGCGAAAUAAUAUAUGCAAUUGCACAACAA